Molecule: messenger RNA, 1794 nt
Organism: Aspergillus tubingensis
Lineage: Eukaryota; Fungi; Ascomycota; Eurotiomycetes; Eurotiales; Aspergillaceae
Product: MFS transporter
Exons: 1
Coding region: 1-1794 (597 amino acids)
Biological process (GO): transmembrane transport
Molecular function (GO): transmembrane transporter activity
Source: RefSeq, a predicted model, not a curated record
AUGGCUAAGAUUCCUCACUGGCGUCUGAUUGUCGACCAGAGUGUCGUCACUCAGGAGAUCAUCGACUAUCCUUAUGUCGGCUCAGGGACCGAGUCCGACCCAUUCGUCGUAGAAUGGAUUCCCAAUGACCCACGUAACCCCAUGCUCUUCAACAAGAACAUGAAAUGGGUCUACACCAUCAUUGCUGCGUUCGCGACCUUUGGCGUUUCCAUGGCCUCUUCCGCCUAUGCAGGCAGUAUCGACCAAGUGAUUGAGCACUUCAACAUCGGUACUGAGGUAGCCACUCUGGGUGUGUCACUGUUCGUGCUUGGGUUUGCUAUUGGCCCUCUCGUCUGGGCACCGCUGAGUGAACUCAUCGGCCGCCAACUCGUCUUCUUUGUCUCCUACAUGGGCCUGGCCGUGUUCAGCGCUGGUGCAACCGGCUCGAAAAACCCAUGGACACUCAUCAUCUUGCGAUUCUUCGCUGGCUCAUUCGGAUCCAGUCCUCUAACCAACGCUGGUGGACUAAUUGCAGACGUCUUUCCCGCUGAACAGCGAGGAUUGGCAAUGAGUGUCUUUGCGGGUAGUCCUUUCCUCGGACCGACUCUUGGGCCUGUCAUCGGCGGUUUCUUGGGUCAGAGCGCCGGUUGGAAAUGGGUGGAAGGCUUCCUGGCAGCCUUUACUGGAUUCAUCUGGAUUGUUCAGUUCUUGAUUGUCCCCGAAACAUACGCCCCAGUCCUCCUCCGCAAGCGCGCCGACCGUCUCAGCAAGCUCACCGGCAAGACGUACAUCAGCAAACUCGACGUCGAACGUGGCCGUGUCUCCGUGACCAGCGCCUUCGGAGCGGCUCUCUUGCGCCCAUGGAUCCUCCUCUUCGCCGAGCCCAUUGUCCUCCUUCUCUCGCUAUACAUGGCCAUCGUCUACGGCACGCUGUACAUGCUCUUCGACGCCUUCCCGAUCGUAUACCAACAACUGCGCGGCUGGAACGAAGGAGUAGGCAGUCUGCCCUUCUUGGGAGUUAUGGUCGGAAUGAUGUCAGCUGUAGGAUACAACAUGUGGGACAACAAGCGGUACAAGCGUGUGCAUGAGAAACACCGUGGGUUCGCACCUCCCGAGGCACGUCUUCCACCCUCCAUGAUCGGCAGUAUCACCAUCCCGAUUGGGUUGUUCUGGUUCGCCUGGACCAACGGUCUCAACGUUCACUGGAUCGUCAGUAUCAUUGCGUCUGCUCCGUUCGGAUUCGGCAUGGUCCUCGUCUUCCUAAAUAUCAUGUCAUACCUGAUUGACGCGUACACGAUCUAUGCUGCCUCGGUGUUGGCCGCCAAUUCCAUCAUUCGAAGCUGCUUUGGCGCAGGAUUCCCUCUCUUCACGACGUACAUGUACCAGAACCUGGGUAUCCAUUGGGCAUCGUGCAUUCCAGCUUUCUUGUCGGUCGCUUGCUUGCCUUUCCCGUUCAUCUUCUACAAGUAUGGUGCCGCUAUUCGACGCAAAUGCAAGUAUGCUGGAGAAGCGGAUGCAUUCAUGAGGAAACUCGCUGAAAAGUCGCUGAACCCGGAGAAGGGCCAGGAAGUUGCCGAGGAAGAGGCCGAGGCGGUCGCCGAUGGAGUGGAUGAGACUAGGGUCGAUCGGGAGCUGGACCUUGAGCGCGCCGAGUCGGUGGCUACGGCAUCGGUGUCGAGUGAUGAGCGUGAAGGUCGGAAGUACGAGGCAAACCCGUACGAUAUCGAUCGUGUCAACACCAGGAACUCGGCGAUCACGCAGCGAUCGAGGUCGCGGUCGGUCAAAUCCAAGCGGAAGAAGUUCCUUGGAUUCUAA